AUGAGCAGGAUGAUCGAAGCCCUUGCUCAGGGCACCUCCAUCCAUCCGAAGCUUCGGCCUGGGACCCGGUCCAUGUCUGCAGCCCACAAGUACCUGUUGAAGAUCCAAAAUGUCGUUUCCAACAAGCAUUCGACGUACGAUUGUGCUUGGGAAGGAGUGCGUGUGGAAGACUCUGUGGAAGAAUGGGAAAUGGAAGCAGUGUGGGACCUCCUUGGUCAGGACAUCAAGGCAAGCGCGGAGUCCUUUCACAAGGCAGAGCAAGGCACUGCGGCCAAAGCCAAGCCUGGGAAGCAACUCCCAGGACCGCAAGUUGGGCGAACAGAGUUGUCUUUUGACUUCAGCCGAUGCCUGCUGGCUUACGACUGCGCGUAG
This is a messenger RNA of Symbiodinium natans, 372 nucleotides long. The record is from the annotation of a GenBank genome assembly. NCBI's taxonomy places the organism in Eukaryota, Dinophyceae, Suessiales, Symbiodiniaceae.